Messenger RNA from Cuscuta europaea, 1175 nucleotides. The record is from the annotation of a GenBank genome assembly. Lineage: Eukaryota; Viridiplantae; Streptophyta; Magnoliopsida; Solanales; Convolvulaceae.
UUUGUAUCAAAGAGAAACCCAUUUGGUCCCUUAUGUAUUAUUUAAUGUUAAAACAUACCCAUCAUAUGUUAACUAUACAUAAAUACAGGGACCAAAUCUGUCAUAUGGCAAACUUAAUGGUAAGACAUAAAUCUCCCCAAAAUAUAUUAAAUUAUAUAAAUGGUCCAAGGGCAUUUAAAUGGAAUAUUUUCCAACAUCCAGUUCUAAGAGUAAAAUUUCAAAAGUGGUUUCAUGAUAGAAGAAAAGAAGCAUCUGAAAACAACAUGACCAUGUCUCCAGCAGCAGAAGAAGUGCUUUUGAACUUGCUGCAUGAUUCUGCAGGGAUGAUAGUGAGUUAUCUUUUGUUAUCAAACUGAAAUAAGUCUCUUAUACCCGGAUAUUAGUAACUAACAUUGUAUAUCACUAUGCAAAUUGUGUCUUAAAACUGUUUGUGUUAAGACAGUGAGUUAUAUAACACUAAUUUGGAUAUUGUGUUCACUUGCAGGUAAGACCUAGCACAAACUUCAAAUUUGAAUUUAUUGACAAAUGGAGUAGAGCAUAUGUGGUAGACCUUGAAUCAAAAGGGUGUUCUUGCAGGGAGUUUCAAUCGGAGGAUUUUGUUUGCGUUCAUGCAGUUGCAUCAAUAAGAGCAAGGAAUGGGUUGUCAUGUUAUGAUUUUAUUUCUACAUACUACAAGAGUAGUUCAUGGAUGCAAGCAUAGAGGGGAGUUGUAGAACCACUAGGUUCAUAUUGUGAAGACGAUAUCCCAAACAAGUACAGAGAUUGUAUCAUUCACCCACCAGUAUUAGAUAAGUGGGCAGCUGGAAGACCAGAGAAUAAAAGGAUUCCUUGAUGGGUGAGUUUGUGACCAAACAAAAGUGUGGAAGAUGCAAACAACAAGGUCACAACCAAAAGACUUGCAACAAUCCUAUACCACGUCACUAAUGAGCUUUAGAAUAAAGGAUUUCAUUUGUCUUUUUUACUUCAAUUACUACCAGUUGUUUAAGAAUAAUUUGAAUAAGACAUGAAUUACAUAUGGUCCCUUAAAUAUUAUUGUUUGCAAAUGUAUGCAAACUUAAUGACCUUGAAUUACUCAUAGUGACAUUCUCUUCAUGGCACACCUUAAGUUACACGGAUUGAGUUACAAUAUUUAAAAUGUGUAACUGGAAAUUAUAAAGAAGAUACCAAUAUUUUUC